AUGUCGGUCUCUCACACUGACUCCACAUCUCAGGGAACGACCCAUGAACUUGUCGACCUUUCGGUAAACCAAAGCGAGGUCAGUCCUCCGACCUUUGUCCUGGAAGACGUUGCCGACGUCAUGUGGAAGGCCGGGAGGCCAUUGGUUCUGCUGCUGGGCACCUGCGGCAACCUCAUGACCCUGCUCACCGUGCGGCACCUCAAGGGAGGCGAGUCGACCUUCUACGUGUACUUCUCCGCCCUGGCGGUGUCGGACCUGGUGUUGCUGUACGGGAGGGUCUUGCCUACCUGGAUCUUCCGCCAGUUCGGCUUCUACCUGGAGGAGCAUCACGACCUUCUGUGCAAAUUUCUGAGCUUCUUAACGCAGUCGACACCGCUGAUGUCAUCAUGGUUGCUGGUGGCGAUGACGCUGCAGCGAGCAGCAUCCGUGGUGUGGCCGCAUCGCGUGAACGUGACUUGCACGCCGAGGAUGACGCGAUCGGUCGUCUGCGUGGUGGGCCUCGUGGCUGUGGUGAUGAGCUCUCAUCUCCUGUUUGGCAUGGGCGUGCAGAACCUCAACGGCAGACGCUUCUGCAUGGCCGGGGACCCAGCUUACUCUCACUUUUACUAUUUCGUGUGGUCCUUCAUGUCGCUGGUCCUCGUCGCCUUCUUGCCGUCGUCCAUCUUGUUCAUAAGCAACAGCCUGCUGGCUUGGAAGGUCGGCAGCGCCGUGCGCCUCGCGGGCAACAAGCUGAGGUCAUGUGACGAGAAACAGAGACGUCAGCGCGAGCAGACAGUGACGUCAAUCACCGUCACAGUCAUGGCCGUGUCCGUUGCUUACUUCUUCAUGGUCCUCCCUCUCAGCAUCUACACCUUGGUGUACAACAACUUCCUAGUGGAAAGGACAGCCAACGACAGAGCCUUCAGGGCCCUGCAUCGAUUCUUGUGGUCCUUGCUAAUUAUCAGCGACAGUGUUGUCUACUCGCUGUCAAACGCAAAAGUCAUCCGUUAUUCGCUUGAUCGUUGA
Pomacea canaliculata is the source of this 1005-nucleotide messenger RNA. RefSeq names its product growth hormone secretagogue receptor type 1-like. NCBI's taxonomy places the organism in Eukaryota, Metazoa, Mollusca, Gastropoda, Architaenioglossa, Ampullariidae. Gene Ontology annotation, cellular component: plasma membrane. Gene Ontology annotation, molecular function: G protein-coupled receptor activity. Gene Ontology annotation, biological process: G protein-coupled receptor signaling pathway. The coding region runs from base 1 to 1005 and encodes 334 amino acids. The record is from RefSeq and is a predicted model, not a curated record. The transcript has 2 exons.